UUUGUCGCGAGGUCUCCCGUCAUGCUGUGUGUUUGUAGUGUUGCUGUGUCAGUGUGAGUAGGAUCGCUUUCUUUCAUCAGUCAUAAUGUCCGGCAGUAACGCAUACAGACUGCGCUGCUCUCUCCCCGCGCACGAGAUGGAUGUCAGGGGCCUCGCCGCCGCCGCGUAUCCAGACGGAGCGUUUGUGUCCGUGUCCAGAGACCGAACUGCACGGGUCUGGGUACCAAACCCAAGUGAAAACCAGGUUUUUACAGAGAUGCACUGUAUGAACGGCCACUCAAACUUUGUGUCUUGCGUGUGUAUCAUCGCUCCUAAUGAAACAUACCCCCGAGGACUCAUCGCCACUGGAGGACAUGACAAUAACAUCUGUGUGUUUUCACUAGACCGACCAGACCCUCUGUUCACCCUCAAGGGUCACAAAAACACAGUCUGCACACUCUCAGCUGGCAAGUUUGGCACAAUACUAAGUGGCUCAUGGGACACAACAGCCAAAGUCUGGCUUGGAGAGAAGUGCAUGAUGACCUUACAGGGACACACCGCUGCUGUAUGGGCCGUAGUCAUUUUGCCAGAGCAGGGCUUAAUGCUGUCUGGAUCAGCUGACAAGACCAUCAAAUUAUGGAAGGCUGGUCGCUGUGAGAAUACCUACACUGGUCACGAGGACUGUGUGCGAGGACUCGCUGUGAUAAACGAGGUGGAGUUUCUCUCCUGCAGUAAUGACGCCAGCAUUAGACGGUGGAUGGUGACGGGUGAAUGUGUGCAGGUUUACUAUGCUCACACUAACUAUAUCUACAGCCUUGCUGUCUUCCCUAACGGACAAGACUUCAUAAGCACAGGAGAGGACAGGACACUGAGGGUCUGGAGGAAGGGGGAAUGUUCCCAGACUAUCCGUCUUCCUGCCCAGUCGGUGUGGUGCUGCUGCAUUCUGCCUGAUGGAGACAUUGCUGUGGGAGCCAGCGAUGGCGUUAUCCGCGUGUUCACCGAGAGCGAAGAGCGUGUAGCGAGUGCUCAGGACCUACAGGUUUUUGAGGAUGAACUCUCCAAAGCCAUCAUUGACCCCAAGACUGGAGACUUGGGCGACAUCAAGAUAGAGGACUUACCUGGCAGAGAGCACCUGAAUGAACCAGUGAUGUAUGAAGGCAAGGAGUAUGACUUCGUCUUCUCUAUCGAUGUGAAUGAGGGAGGUCCUGGCUUGAAGCUGCCUUACAAUGUGACGGACGACCCCUGGCUGACAGCUCACAACUUCCUGCAGAAGAAUGAGCUGAGCCCCAUGUUCUUGGAUCAGGUGGCUAAUUUCGUCAUCGAGAACACUAAAGGCCACACUCUAGGCCCAGCCCCCGCCACGUCCACAGACCCCUUCACAGGUGCGGGACGGUACAUUCCGGGUUCAGGAAGUGGCGACCAAGGAUUUGCCGCUGAUCCUUUCACAGGGGCUGGACGAUAUAUACCCGAGUCAGGAGGAUCCACAGGCACGGUGUCUUCAGGGGGAGCUGAUCCUUUUACUGGUGGCAGUGCCUAUUCCUCUUCCUCUCUUCCGAAAGCUACGACAAACAUCUUCUUCCCCAGUACGGAUGGAGUUAUGUUUGAACAGGCGAAUUCAACUCAGAUUCUUGGUAAGCUUCGGGAGCUGAACAACACUGCUCCUGCGGACCGUAAGCUGAGUGACGCAGCACUGGACUGUCUGGAGAAGUUGUUGCACGUAGUAACAGACCUGAAGAGUCAGGAACAGCCCACGGCAGAGCAGAUGAGUGUUCUGUGGAGGACUAGCCACUGGCCAGAAGACAUUGUCUUCCCAGUGUUGGACAUCCUGCGUUUGGCUGUGCGCCAUCCUGAAGUCAACGCCCAGCUUUGUGGAGGGACUGAAGGUGCCAGUCUUUGCAACCAUCUCCUGGGUCUCAUGUCCCCUGAGAGCAGGCCCGCAAAUCAGAUGCUGGUGCUCCGCAUUCUCUGCAACUGUUUCUCUGGGUCCCAUGGCCGCGCUCUUCUCUUGGGUCACCGUGACACAGUCCUGUCCCGGGCCGGAGACCUCCGCGUCGUCUCCAACAAGAACAUCCACGUGGCGCUGGCUACCCUGGUGCUCAACUACGCUGGAAGGUUGUACGGUCAACCCACUGAGAUCGAGGCGAAGGCACAGUGCUUAUCAGUGGCCAGCACUGCCUUAGAGGUCGUACACGACAAAGAGGCCGUCUUCAGGCUGCUGGUGGCCCUGGGGACCACAGUGGCCGGGGACAGCACCGCAAAGGACCUUGCACGAUCUUUGGGUGUCAACUCUCAGAUUUCUAAAUAUGCCAGGGUCUCUGAUCCGGCUAAAGUGGGCGAGUGCUGCCGACUAGUGCUUGAUGAACUGAAGUGACGUCAACCGACUUCUCCUUCCAUUACUACUCCUCCAUGAGAAAACCCCUCUUUCAGAUCUCUUAAACCGCAGUCUGUAUAUCAUUAGUUUGUAUUUAAAUUUUCACAUUUCGAUGCUGAAUGGAUCUGAAUGAAUGCAUGAUAUGAAUAAACACUGAUGAUUAAUUGAAAUCUUUCCUAAAGCAAGGCUCAUGUUAUUGAGGAAGAUCAGAGGU
Messenger RNA from Sinocyclocheilus rhinocerous, 2564 nucleotides. RefSeq names its product phospholipase A-2-activating protein-like. Gene Ontology annotation, biological process: proteasome-mediated ubiquitin-dependent protein catabolic process; ubiquitin recycling. The record is from RefSeq and is a predicted model, not a curated record. Gene Ontology annotation, cellular component: cytoplasm; nucleus. Gene Ontology annotation, molecular function: ubiquitin binding. The coding region runs from base 86 to 2350 and encodes 754 amino acids. The transcript has 14 exons. Lineage: Eukaryota; Metazoa; Chordata; Actinopteri; Cypriniformes; Cyprinidae.